Molecule: messenger RNA, 1538 nt
Organism: Andrographis paniculata
Lineage: Eukaryota; Viridiplantae; Streptophyta; Magnoliopsida; Lamiales; Acanthaceae
Product: zeatin O-xylosyltransferase-like
Exons: 2
Coding region: 100-1491 (463 amino acids)
Molecular function (GO): UDP-glycosyltransferase activity
Source: RefSeq, a predicted model, not a curated record
UGUAAAUAUAAUAAGUAACUAACUUAAUAUUUUGAACUAAAAUUCUAUAUAAGAAAGAAGAAUGGGAAGCAGAAAAGUCACGAGAAGAUUAUUUCAGCCAUGGCGCCUUACGGCACGACGGAAAAUUCUCAAACCGCCGUCGUAAUGGUGCCUCUGCCGGCGCAGGGCCACCUAAACCAGCUCCUCCACCUCUCCCGCCUCCUCGCCGCCGCGAAUCUCUCCGUGUACUACAUCGGCGACACCACCCACGUCCGCCAGGCCCGUCUCCGGGUACACGGCUGGAACGACUCAGGCGCAGCCGCCAGAAUUCAUUUCCAGGAAUUCGAACCGGCGCCGUUCCAGACCCCGCCGCCGAACCCAAAUUCAUCGAACAAAUUUCCGGACCAGCUGAUUCCGGCGAUCACGGCGGCGAUGAGUCUCCGUGACCCCAUCACCGCCUUCGUCGGCCGUCUGUCGGCGGACUUCCGCCGCGUGGUGGUCAUCUUCGACUCCCUGAUGUCGUACGUGGUCCAGGACCUCGACUCAGUGUCUAACGCCGAGGCGUACUGCUUCCGCAGCGUGUCGGCGUUCACCGCCUAUGCCAUCUACUGGGAGCGCCGCGGGAUGCCGGCGGUGGCUCCGGGAGCAGAGAUCCUGAGAGAAGUCCCCGGAUCAGACGGGUGCUUUAGUCCCGAGUUUCUAGAAUAUUCAAAGCACCAACAAGCGGCGAAGAAAAUCUUCUGCGCAGAUAUUUACAAUUCCUGCAAUGAAAUCGAGGGAUUCUUCCUCGACUUACUCGAAAAGGAAAAGUCAACAGGGGCUGGGAAAGUGUGGGCACUAGGGCCAUUCCACCCUGUGAGUAAAUUAGAGCCGGCCGGUUCGGCGUGCUUGGAAUGGCUGGACCGGCAGGAACCCGAUUCGGUUAUUUUUGUGUCGUUCGGGUCGACGACUUCCAUGUCCGAUGAGCAGAUUCGAGAAAUCGCCGCCGGCUUGGAAAGAAGCCGCCAGAAGUUUCUGUGGGUGCUUCGCGAUGCUGAUAAAGGCGACAUUUUUACAGGCGAUAUCAGGAAACUUGAUUUGCCUCAAGGGUUUGAAGGACGAACGAAGAAGCAAGGUAUAAUACUUCGAGAUUGGGCUCCUCAAUUAGAAAUAUUGGGACAUCCGUCGACGGGUGGAUUCAUGAGUCAUUGCGGCUGGAAUUCGAGCAUAGAGAGCAUAAGCAUGGGGGUGCCAAUUGCGGCAUGGCCAAUGCACUCGGACCAACCAAGAAAUGCGGUGUUGUUGACGAAGCUGUUGAGAGUUGGGCUUGAGGUUCGAGAUUGGGAAAGUCGGGACGAGAUUGUGAGGUCGAAUGUUGUGGAGAAUGUUGUAAUGAAAUUGAUGGCUUGGGAAGAAGGAAAUGAGAUUAGAAAAAGGGCUCGGGAAUUGGGGAUUAGGGUGAGAGAAUCGGCCAUUGUAGGAGGAACUAGCCGCACCAAAAUGGAAGCAUUUAUUGCUCAUAUUACCCGAUGAGAUGAGAUAAAAUAUUCACUUUGGCAGUGCCAAUAAUGUUGGGGACU